This is a messenger RNA of Phascolarctos cinereus (koala), 3587 nucleotides long. RefSeq names its product thymopoietin (gene TMPO). Lineage: Eukaryota; Metazoa; Chordata; Mammalia; Diprotodontia; Phascolarctidae. The record is from RefSeq and is a predicted model, not a curated record. Gene Ontology annotation, molecular function: DNA binding.
AGAGAGAGAGAGAGAGAGAGAGAGAGAGAGAGAGAGUGUGUAUGUGUAUGUGUGUGUGUGUGAGUGAGAGCGCGGAGCGGCCGGGCUUCCUACAGCCUCUCGCUCCAGCUCCGUCCGCUCGAGCGCCGGGCGCCGCGGCUCACGCCCAUCUCGUGAGGCCCCGGGAGGCGGGGAGGCGGGCGGGGAGCGCGCGUGCGGGGCGGCCGCCGAGGAGAUGCCCGAGUUCCUGGAGGACCCGUCGGUGCUGACGAAAGACCGGCUCAAGAGCGAGCUGCUCGCCAACAAUGUGACGCUGCCGGCGGGCGAGCAGCGCAAGGACGUUUACGUGCAGCUGUACCUGCAGCACCUCACGGCGCGGAACCGGCCCGCGCCGCCCGCGCAGCCCCCGCUGCCGGCCCCGGCCGCCAACAGCCGGGACUUCUCCAGCGACGACGAACGCGAGCCCACGCCGGUGCUGAGCGCCGCGGGCCGCGGGCGAGCAGGAGGAGGCGCCGCCGCCGCCGGAAGGAAAGCCACAAAGAAAACUGACAAACCCCGAUCAGAGGAGAAAGAUGACCUUGAUGUCACUGAACUCACAAAUGAAGAGCUGUUGUCUCAACUCGUGAAAUAUGGAGUAAAUCCUGGCCCUAUUGUGGGAACUACCAGGAAGCUAUAUGAGAAAAAACUGCUAAAACUGAGAGAACGUGGUCCAGAGUCAAGAUCUUCAACACCUCUGCCAACAGUUUCUUCGUCAGCGGAAAAUGCUAGACAGAAUGGAAAUGACGACUCAGAUAGAUACAGUGACAAUGAAGAAGAGCUCAAGCUUGAGAAGAGAGAGCCGCUAAAAGGCAAGGCAAAGACUCCAGUAACACUCAAACAAAGAAGAGUUGAACAUAAUCAGAGCUAUUCUCAAGCUGGACUUACUGAGACUCUCUGGACAAGUGGAUCUUCAAAAAGCGGACACCUGCAGGGAUUAACUAGGGAGCCUACGAGAGGGUCGAGAAGAACUCCAAGGAAAAGGGUGGAAACUGCAGAACAGUUGCGUGUAGAUGGUGCAGUCAUUUCAGAGAGUCUUCCUAUAGCUGAAACUAUAAUGGCUUCAAGCAACGAGAACUUAGUUGUCAAUAGGGUGACUGGAAAUUUCAAGCAUGCAGCUCCUAUUCUGCCAAUCAGUGAAUUCUCAGACAUACCCAGAAGAACUCCAAAGAAACCAUUGACAAGAGCUGAAGUGGGGGAAAUAACAUUAACAGAAGACAGAAGAAUUGAAAGAGAUAUUCUUAAAGAAAUGUUUCCCUUUGAAGCAGCUACUCCAACAGGAAUUAGUGCUAGUUGCCGCAGACCUAUCAAAGGGGCUGCUGGCAGACCAUUAGAACUUGGUGACUUCAGGAUGGAGGGAGCCUUUUCAUCAAAAUAUGUCCCCAAAUAUGCUCCGCUGGCUGAUGACAAGACAGAAAAGACAAGAAAAGGACGGUCCAUUCCCAUGUGGAUAAAGAUUUUGCUUUUUGUUAUUGUGGCAGUUUUCUUGUUUUUGGUCUAUCAAGCUAUGGAAACCAACCAAGGAAAUCCCUUUUCUAGUUUUCUUAGUGAUGAGUCUAAUGCUGUUAAGGCAAAGGCCAACUGAAUCUUAUCUCAAUGGCACACCCAACCAACUUGGUCUCCUAUUUUUAAUAACUAUAGAAAGAACUCUUGUUGGCUCAAGAACUACUUUUAAAAAUAAUGUGAUUUCAACUUCUUAAAUUUAAUAUUGCAUUGAAAAUGAACAAGACAGUACAAAUGGACUCCAGUUUAAAUGUUUUGGACCUUGGGACUAGUAGGAGAUCACUUUGUGCCAUAUGAGUAAUCUUUUUUUAGCUCUCUGGAACUUUUUUGUAGGCUUUAUUUUUUUAAUGUGAGCAUCUUAAUUCUUUUUUGGAAAAAAAUUGUACAUUUGUUUUGUGUUUUGGGGAAAUGAGAAGAGCAAAACAUGGUAGAAUAAUGUGAAGCUAAAUGUUUUAAAUGCUCUGAAUUCAUGCAGAAAAGGUUUUUAUAAAUUACUUCUCCUGGACAGAAUGUUUAGAGAAGAAAUGUGAAACAUGAUCUAAUGCAAGAUAAAGGGAAAUUCAUUGGAGGUUGUGUUUUCUAUAACUGCAGCUAAGUAUUUGACAUUGUUUAUUUGAAUAAGUACAGCAAUAAUCGCUUAUGUAACUUAGUAAUGUUGCUGCAAUCCUGUUGUACUCAUUUUUACAACAAAUUUCUAGUAUUAUGAGUUCUAUUAGUAAAUUCACCUAAGCAUACAAUCAGGUUUUACCUGAAGAUCAUUUUUUAGUGUUACAUUUACAUGUUUGAGAAACCUAUUACUGUAGCACCAUAGUUCAAAACUUAAUACUUGUUUUCCCCAGAAAUUUUUGUUUCUUUUGAUUGCUUUAUUGAUUUAAUCAAUUCCAGUUUACUACUAAAAUACCAUUUAGAUGAAGAUUUAUGUGUGUGUGUGUAUGUGUGUGCAAGGAAUUUAAGAAAUUUGUAAUACCAUGCUUAAAUUUCUUUCACCCAUUUGACUUACAUUAACUGUUACAACUAGACUCAUUUCAUUAAGCAAAUUUUGCCAAUUCUUUUUGCCCUAUACGUAAUGUAAUCUGACUAUAAUAUGUUCAUAAAAUGCUUAUUUUUAAAUUGCAUUGUUACUUUCUUGGAUACUCCAUCCUUUACUCAUGAUACUCUUGAUAUGAGGAGGGCAUUAUAAUGCUAUGUAUUCACUCUUUGUAGUUGUCUUAUUUUUUAAAUUGAAAUUUACCUCAUAUAUAAUUUGGUUAAGUAGACAGCUGAGAUUUUGGUAGAAUCAAGUGAAAUGUGUACAAAUUAGAAGUUGUGCUUUUGAACUUGAGAUAUACAGCCAUUGGUCAUAUAGCAUACUUUAUACAAAUAAGUUAUUUUAAAGUACCAUGUCUUAUGAAGACUGACAUUUCUAAUAAAAGAAUAAACUAAAGACAUAUGUUUAGAUGGGCACCAAAUUUUGAUUUGAACUAGACAUGUUCUGAUGUUAGGUUGUAGAUAACCUGUAGGCAUUUCACUUCUUCUGUAGGCAAGACCAGGCUCUCUAAUUUUGGAGUAAAGGGCCUGAAAAUACCAACUCUUAAUCUAGAAAUAUUUGCUGAUUAGGAUGCAAUUGCUUCUUUCUGUUAAGUACAUCGCUUCAACAGAGGUCAUGUCCUUUCCUUUCCCACCAGGACAUGACUUGAGCUUUGGUUGUAAUCUACCUUUGUUCUUAAAUUUUUCUCAUUUAGUUGUUCUGUGUUUAGGUCUUGUGUUCUUCCUUUAGAAAUUAAGAAGUCACAUGUGAUGCUUUAAAACCUAGGAAAAUCAACAUGACUUAAUGUUGUAUAUAUCAUAUGAUCACUUUUCUCAUAGGAAAAAUGUGGUCCAAAAUAGCACAGGUAGCACUCAUUAAACAUCUAGUCAAUUUAAAAAAAACCAAAAACAUCCAUGUACUCUGUUUUGUCUUUGUCUGUUUUAUGCCACUAGAGUAAAUGUGUCCGAGUAGUAAAUUCAAAGCAUUUCUUUCUGAUUAAAUUGUAGAAGUAGUAAUUAAUACUUUACAAUAUAAGCUGAUUAAUAAAAAUAAAUAACCUCUA